Exophiala mesophila is the source of this 672-nucleotide messenger RNA. RefSeq lists its product as uncharacterized. Lineage: Eukaryota; Fungi; Ascomycota; Eurotiomycetes; Chaetothyriales; Herpotrichiellaceae. The transcript has 3 exons. The record is from RefSeq and is a predicted model, not a curated record. The coding region runs from base 1 to 672 and encodes 223 amino acids.
AUGCGGUCUCUUCUCCUGAUCUUCUCCUGCCUGGUCCUCGGCACCAUUGCCCAGUCGACUGACGUGCCUGAAGAUCUCCAGGUCUUAUAUGGCCACCCGCCAGAUCCCAAUGACCCUAACUAUGUUCAUUACGAAUCACCUGCAGCGCCCCCCAGCAACUUAACCAAACGAGAAGAUGAGAUGUUCAUUCAUAUCUGCUCUGAAAUAAACUGGGGCGGCGAAUGCAAGAAUGAAAAGUUCCAACCAGAAAAAUGUAUCCCCUUCAAAGUGGGCAGCAAGUCUUCAAUGGGGCCUGACCAUGGCAUCCAAUGCAAGUUGUUCUUCAACAAGCAAUGCUUUUUCGUGCCUGCUGAAGUAUAUUCCAUGACUGAUGGUGCCAUGACGUACCCUGGAGUGGAAAAUAUCGAGACCUACUACAAGACUCUAAAUAAUCCCUUGUCCUAUAAAUGCAGAUUGUGUCCAAAGGGUGCCACAUGUGAAGAUAACAAAGGUCCCGUCUGGCGAACGUCGGUCAAAAAGCGUGGUUAUGGUCCUGGUAAAAACGGCCAAUGCACCCUAUUUGGUGACACUAGACCACAACAAACAAACUGUGUCACUAGUUUGAAUCCAAUUGUGAGAGCCAGUCCGUCUGGUUUGAAUCCAGUUGUGAGAGUGAGCCCUUCGGCCAAGUGA